Molecule: messenger RNA, 132 nt
Organism: Funneliformis caledonium
Lineage: Eukaryota; Fungi; Glomeromycota; Glomeromycetes; Glomerales; Glomeraceae
Source: the annotation of a GenBank genome assembly
CAAGAAUUAAUUAGAGUUGCGCAAGAAGAAUGGGCAAAUUUAAAUAUAGAAUUAUUACAUUGUUUAAUUUUAAGUAUGCCUAAACGUAUUAAAGAUAUUAUUAAAGUUAAAGGUGGACACAUUAAAUACUAG